AUGUCGUCCCUGAACCACCCGGACACCCCGAACAUCCCAUCUUCCUCCGCGAUCCUCGGCCUUAAAACCUCCACCCUCAUCGAUGCCCCAAUCCAAGACGUGUGGAACGCUCUCACGGAUACGUCGACCUACCCGAGAUGGAACCGAUUCGUGCCGCGCGUGACGGUCCGCGAGCAGCCUGACAAACACGAGGAUGCAACUCUAAAGAGCGGAACGAGAUUCACCUUCCAUGUCAACAUGUACCCCGAGACAGACGACGAACCGCAACCGCAGAAAUCAAAUCUCCGCGACACGUUCCUUCGGAUUAUUGAGUUCGAGCCGCCAGCGUCAACGGGCAAUGCUAGCGAUUGGAGAAAGGGCAGAGUUGUAUGGGCAUCUGACCCUGCUGCUGACGGGUACGUGAUGUCGUCGCUGCUGACAGCCGAGCGCGUGCAUGAAGUCGAAGAGGUAAUCGACGGCAAUGGGAAGCGGAUGACGAAAGUGACGAAUUGGGAGUCGCAGAUUGGUAACCUCGCUUAUGUGGUGAGAUGGAUGUUCGGGGCAAGGCUGAGGGCGAACUUCGCGGUUUGGGAGAGGGGUCUGAAGAAGUACGCUGAGCAUAACUCGGAGGAUGAGUCGGGAUGA
Aspergillus mulundensis is the source of this 624-nucleotide messenger RNA. RefSeq names its product SRPBCC domain-containing protein. Bases 1 to 624 code for a protein of 207 amino acids. The transcript has a single exon. The record is from RefSeq and is a predicted model, not a curated record. Lineage: Eukaryota; Fungi; Ascomycota; Eurotiomycetes; Eurotiales; Aspergillaceae.